GGUAGUUACCGCUGUCUAAACUGCUGUUUUGACGAACAACAAAAAUUUAGUCGUAACUGAACGUCAAUUUAGAAUGGGUGGCGGAGAUUUAAAUUUGAAAAAGAGUUGGCACCCGCAAACACUUCGAAAUGUCGAACGUGUAUGGAAAGCUGAACAGAAAGCUGAGGCGGAGAGCAAAAAGAUCGAGCAACUUCGCCGUGAAUUAUUGGAGGAAAAGGCUCGAGAAGAGAUGCAGAGACAUGCAGUACAACAGGGGAUAUCAAAGUAAAAAAAAAUCUGAGCGCCUAGACUGGAUGUACUCUGCUCCAGGACAGAUCAACAGAGAAGAAUAUCUCCUAGGAAAACCCAUUGAUAAACAAGUGGACCCCUUGGCUAAGGAAGAUGAGGGCCUUGGCUCUCUCCCCGGGGCUUCUUUCACUGGUGACUCCAGUGCUAACAAUGCAUCAGACCUCGCAGCUAAAGUGAGAGAUGAUCCCUUGUUCAUGAUCAAGAAAAAGGAAGAUGAAAAGAAAAAAGAGCUCCUCCAGAACCCUGUAAAAAUGAAGCAACUCAAAGAAAUGCUAGAAGCAAAUGUAGGAAAAUCCAAAAAGAAGAAAGGAAAAAAGGACAAGAAGAAGAAAAAGGAAAAAAGAGGGGGGCCAAGUAGACACAAUAAUGCCUCUGAGGACAGUUUCGAUUCUGGUGAGGAGGAAAAAAGAAAUAAGAACAGUGCAAGAAAGAUGUCACCCAUAAAUGGACACAAGAGUUCUAGAAAAAGUCGCCAUAAAUCAGACAAAAAGGAGAGGGCUUCUCGGAAAAGGAGACAUUCCAGGUCUGAGUCUCCACCAGUCAGACAUCCAUCAGGAUCACAAAGUGGGGACAGACAAAGAGAAAGAAGAUUGCACAAACACUCAUCUCCAUCCAUCUCACCAUCCCCUCCAAGAAGACAAAAAUAUUCGAAUGGACAGUCAGACAGAAAAGGCAAACACAGACACAGGGAUUCCUCUUCACCCUCACCACCAAGACACAGGUCAAGAUCGCCAUUUAGGAAUGGAAACAAAAGAAAGGGUUUUCCUACCCAUCGAAACAAACAACGAUCUCGGUCAGUUUCCCCUGUACAAUCAGGACAAGCAUCACAAGUAAUGAAGAGACGUGUCCCAUCUCCAAGGGCGGAUCGGCGCCAGAGAGGAUCCGCAAUGACGAAAAAAAUGGAUCCUGAAGAGCUUGAAAGACGUCGACAAGAGAUGCUAUCAAACGCCCAGUGGCGAAACGAACAGAGGGUGGAGAACGUGACCAAGUACAAGGAAGAAGCAAAGAAAGAGGCCGAGGCAGAGGGGAAGAAUUCUAAGAAAAGUGCAGACUUUUUGAGUUCCAUGAAAGUUCAGUCUUUCUCGUCCCAGUCUACCGCUUCAGUCUCCGACAGAAUCAAAAGAAAUAUCAACUCCGUUCAGCGUACAGCUCACGCUCUUGACACCUUCCUCAAGAAGUGAGAUUAUUUGCAUCAAGUGAACUUAUAUCACCUGCACCCAUUAUACAAGCGCACGUCAAGUGUCCAAUUGGCCCCCCACGAACCUGCUAGCCUGCUAGCUAGGUUCUCCGGUCUGUUUAUGUACCCGCGUGGGAGCUGGUCAUGAAGGCCUUAGACAAACCCUGAUAUCUCUAUCGCGCAUGCGUUCCAUUGUCCGAUCGCUGCUGGAUGGGACUAGGUACAACAGAUCCUCGCGUUGAGGGGCAGGGCAUCAGGGACCAGAUAUGACCCCACAACGAACUAGGGCAUCAGAGAAAUAGGAGCAAAAUAUAUGCCCCCUUAUAAAAACAACUAUGAUAUGUUUCCAUAGGGAGUCAGGGAAAUAGGAACAACAAAUAUGAUCCCCGUGUUGAGAGGCAUGGUAUCAGAGGCCAUCAACAACAGAUGUGAUCCCAUAAGAACUAAGAUAAUAUGAUGCCAUCGGGAGUCAGGGGGUCAGGGAAACAGGAACAAUAUAGAUAUGAUCCCCACGUCGAGGACGUCAGGGACCUUAGAACAAUGGAUAUGAUCCUCGCGUCGAAAAUACUGACUGGAAGGAGAGACAGUAGAAAUCAGCGCGAAGACAUACGCGGAAAUGAAAUGAAUUGAACGGAACGGUUCCUUUUCUUCCUCCUCGGUCUUCUCGCUGUUUGAUUAUCAAACGCUUGUAAGCUUGCACGUCUUACCACUUUCUCUGUCUUGAUUCCUUUGCUUUAUAACUGGCUUGAGUAACGUCGAAAUUUGAGAGGGCCCUAGGGGAUUAAACUGUUGUUUCAUAGAAGAGUUAAGAUCCUGGAAUGAGAUCGUCCGUCGUGAGGCUGUCAAAAAACAAGGAACACAAUUGUAUAUACGGUACAGCUGUAAAUAAUAGAGUUUUAGAAAAAAAAACUUAUUUUAUUCCCGUUGUAUUUUCGUACAAAGAGUAUAAGAUUGAGAAUUUGGACCAUAAAGAGCCGAACCAGGAGUAUAAUAUUUAUUUAUUAACAGGACGUGAUGAGUUUAUGGUAUCACCUUAGGUCUAUUAUCUAUGUAUUAUGUAUUAUCUUUUUAUUAUGUAUAUCUUUUUAUACUUUUCGUAUAUUUACAUAGUGUAUAAUAUUUUGUAAAUGGAACUAUAUGAACUGAUAUGAACUCAUAUGAACUUACUUGUAUCAUUAAGAGUGAUAAAUCUGUUAAUGAUUUUAUUAUAUAAAAUUGGUGUAAUAUUCAUUAAGCGGUCAACUCCUAUUUAGCCACUUUUCAAAAUUAAAAAUAUUGCUUUUCGCUACCUAAAA
Nematostella vectensis (starlet sea anemone) is the source of this 2760-nucleotide messenger RNA. Its product is annotated as pre-mRNA-splicing factor CWC25 homolog. The transcript is spliced from 8 exons. Gene Ontology annotation, cellular component: U2-type spliceosomal complex. Gene Ontology annotation, biological process: mRNA splicing, via spliceosome. Bases 129 to 1469 code for a protein of 446 amino acids. The record is from RefSeq and is a predicted model, not a curated record. Lineage: Eukaryota; Metazoa; Cnidaria; Anthozoa; Actiniaria; Edwardsiidae.